This is a messenger RNA of Rhinolophus ferrumequinum (greater horseshoe bat), 4386 nucleotides long. It is a transcript of the gene LARS2, whose product is annotated as leucyl-tRNA synthetase 2, mitochondrial. Lineage: Eukaryota; Metazoa; Chordata; Mammalia; Chiroptera; Rhinolophidae. Gene Ontology annotation, cellular component: mitochondrion. Gene Ontology annotation, molecular function: leucine-tRNA ligase activity; aminoacyl-tRNA deacylase activity; ATP binding. Gene Ontology annotation, biological process: mitochondrial translation; leucyl-tRNA aminoacylation. The record is from RefSeq and is a predicted model, not a curated record.
CUGCCGGGAGUCGGCGACUCGGCUUCGCUGCGCUUCCCGGGGCUCCGCCUCCGCCUACCUGUGUCCGUGGCGGUCGCUAUCGAUAAAGUUGUUGUUCUGCCAACAUGGCGGCGCCCAUGGUGACUGAUUGGGUAGUGUUCUCCUAAGGGUCUUUCCAGUUUUCUGAAGAAUGGCUUCUGCUUGGCAGAGAUUGGGUUUCUAUGCCUCACUUCACAAAAGGCAGCUAAAUGGUGGGCCAGGUGUCAUCAGUUGGGGAGUGAGGGUGAUUCCAGGAUGGACCAGAGGUAUUUACAGUGCCACGGGACAGUGGACGAAAGAGUAUACGUUGCAGACAAGAAGAGAUGUUGAGAGAUGGUGGCAUCAACGAAUAAAAGAACAGGCCUCAAAAAUUUCAGAAGCUGAUAUGUCAAAGCCCAAGUUUUACGUGCUCUCCAUGUUCCCUUACCCUUCUGGCAAGCUGCACAUGGGCCACGUGCGUGUCUACACCAUCAGCGACACCAUUGCACGGUUCCAGAAGAUGAGAGGGAUGCAGGUCAUCAACCCCAUGGGAUGGGAUGCAUUUGGACUGCCUGCCGAAAACGCUGCGAUUGAGAGGAAUCUCCAUCCAGAAAGUUGGACGCGAAGUAAUAUUAAAUACAUGAGGAAACAGCUAGAUCGUCUGGGCCUGUGUUUCAGCUGGGAUAGGGAGAUAACGACGUGUUUACCGGAGUACUACAAAUGGACUCAGUACCUCUUCACUAAGCUCUACGAAGCUGGACUGGCCUAUCAAAAGGAGGCCUUGGUUAACUGGGACCCGGUGGAUCAAACAGUGCUUGCCAAUGAGCAGGUGGACGAACAUGGCUGUUCGUGGCGUUCUGGAGCAAAGGUGGAACAGAAGUACCUCAGACAGUGGUUCAUUAAGACAACUGCUUAUGCCAAGGCCAUGCAGGAUGCCUUGGCAGACCUUCCGGAAUGGUAUGGAAUAAAAGGCAUGCAAGCCCACUGGAUCGGGGACUGCGUGGGCUGCCACCUGGACUUCACAUUAAAGGUUGAUGGGCAGGUCACAGGAGAAAAGCUGGCUGCCUACACGACCACCCCCGAGGCGAUUUACGGCACCUCCCACGUGGCCGUCACUCCCAGCCACAGACUCUUCCACGGGCACAGCUCCCUGAGGGAAGCCCUGGAGAAGGCGCUAGUCCCUGGCAAGGAUUGCCUCACGCCUGUGACCGCUGUGAACAUGCUCACCCAGCAGGAGGUCCCUGUCGUUAUCUUGGCCAAAGCUGACUUUGAGGGCUCUCUGGAUUCAAAAAUAGGAAUUCCCAGCACCAGCUCAGAGGACACCACCUUAGCCCAAGCCCUGGGCCUGUCCUAUUCCGAGGUCAUCGAAACGUUGCCUGAUGGCACAGAGAGACUGAGCGGCUCCGCUGAGUUCACAGGUAUGACGCAGGAUGCAUUUCUAGCCCUGACUCAGAAAGCCCGGAGGAAGGGAGUGGGUGGAGACGUGACAAGUGACAAACUGAAGGACUGGCUGAUCUCGAGGCAGCGGUACUGGGGCACGCCCAUCCCCGUGGUGCACUGCGCGGCCUGCGGCCCCGUGCCUGUGCCUCUGGAAGACUUGCCCGUGACCUUGCCCAGCAUCACGUCUUUCUCCGGCAAGGGAGGCUCCCCACUGGCCACGGCCUCGGAGUGGGUGAACUGCCUCUGCCCCAGGUGCAAGGGAGCAGCCAAGAGAGAGACAGACACGAUGGAUACCUUUGUUGACUCUGCUUGGUACUACCUCAGAUACACCGACCCUCAGAACGCUCACAGCCCUUUUAACACAGCGUUGGCAGAUUACUGGAUGCCUGUGGAUUUGUACAUUGGAGGCAAAGAACAUGCGGUCAUGCACCUGUUCUAUGCGAGGUUCCUCAGUCAUUUUUGUCACGAUCAAAAAAUGGUCAAACACAGAGAGCCUUUUCACAAGCUGCUAGCCCAAGGCCUCAUCAAGGGGCAGACAUUCCGCCUACCAUCUGGUCAGUACCUACAGAGAGAGGAAAUAGAUCUCACAGGUUCGGCUCCUGUCCACGCAGAGACGAAAGAGAAGUUGGAGGUAACGUGGCAGAAGAUGAGCAAAUCCAAACACAACGGGGUGGACCCGGAGGAGGUGGUCGAUCGCUACGGCGUCGACACGGUCCGGCUCUACCUGCUUUUCGCCGCCCCUCCUGAGAAGGACAUCCUGUGGGAUGUGAAGACUGACGCCCUGCCCGGUGUGCUGAGAUGGCAGCAGCGUCUGUGGUCCUUGACAACCCGAUUUAUUGAGGCCAGGGCUUCUGGGAAGGUUCCCAGGCCUCAGCUGCUGAGUAACGAAGAGAAAGCCGAGGCCAGGAAGCUCUGGGAGUACAAGAACACGGUCAUCUCUCAGGUGACCACCCAUUUCACAGAGGACUUCUCACUAAAUUCUGCGAUUUCUCAUCUGAUGGGACUCAGCAGUGCCCUCUUGCAAGCUUCUGAGAGAGUUGUGCUCCACAGCCCCCAGUUUGAGGACGCUCUGUGUGCCCUGAUGGUGAUGGCUGCCCCGAUGGCCCCUCACAUAACCUCCGAGCUCUGGGCAGGCUUGGCGCUGGUGCCGAAGAAGCUGUGUGCCCACUACGCGUGGGACACCGGCGUGCUGCUCCAGUCGUGGCCAGCCGUGGACCCCCAGUUCCUGCAGCAGCCUGACGUCGUGGAGAUGGCCGUUCUGAUCAACAACAAAGCCUGCGGCAAAAUCCCUGUGCCCCAACAAGUCGCCCAGGACCAGGACAAAGUUCACGAACUCGUUCUCCAAAGUGAGCUGGGUGUCAGGCUCUUGCAGGGGCGAAGCAUCCAGAAGGCCUUCCUCUCCCCGAGAACUGCCCUCAUCAACUUCCUGGUGCAGGAGUGACUGCCGAGGGGCUGCGGCUUCCAUGAGGGCCUCUAAAGAACCUCCUUCCAGGCCAGGAAUGGAGAAGAAGUUGCUGAUGUAUUCUGAUGGGUUGGCAUCCAUAGUGUGCCUUUGUGGUGUGACCUGGGCAGGGGUGAGGGUGGGUGUGGGUAGAAGAGAAACAUGAGCACAGCGGGAGGGGGAAGGCAGCCUGCCUCCCGCCCAUUGCGGGGUGAAGGAAGCCAUCUGAUCCCUUAUGAUCCCACCAGAUAUUGCUGCGUGGGAGCAGGAAGGAGAAAAGAAAAGCAAGUGAAAAAGAGCACCUUGCCUCUCGAACAGCCUGGGUGCUUUUGGAUCCCCGAAAUUGCACUGCUUUAGGCCCACCCCAGGAACGUGAGGGUAAACGGAGAAGUACACGAGGCUCGGGAGCAGCAUGGACAAUCACUGUUGAACGGGUGACCGAGCCUGGGCAUCGUGGUGGACGGUCCCCUUGCUUUCGGGCUAGAUGGAGAAGCCACUUGGGUCAUGUCCGGAUACCCAGUGUGUGCAAUGGACACCAGAGUUUUCAGAAGUUGCUCUGAACUGAAAGGCAGCGGUGCUAGUCCCUCUGCCAGCGUCCCCCCUGCUCAGCCGUGCUUUGCGGGUCGCGUCCUCCCCAGCCAGCUGGGUGCGCCUGCUCUGGGCGAAGCACCACUUCCUAACCACUCCCUCAGGGCAUAACAUUUGCUGUGCAGUGAGGCGGAACCGAGCUGCUUCCACUGGCACAUGGAACCAAUCUCAGAGCCCACCGCAGCCCCACAGGGAGUCUGCUCGUGUAGGCCCCAGAUGGUGAUGCCGCCAUUGAAGCGGCCCCCAGGGCCAGCUGUUACGAAGAGCAAGAUCACCGCAGAGGCGUGGGAUGGAUGCCACCCGGGCGUCGCCUCCUGUGCUCAAGCCAUAGCAGCCUGGCUGUGAGGGAGGUGGCCAGGAGUGGACCUGUGUCGUGGGCGCGUCAGGGUAAGCCUGGUCUCAUGUGAAGUCGGCAGUUAGAUGCUCUUACCAGAACCGGCCUGAGCCACUGAUUAAUGUUUCAUGGGGGACGUGGGGGAGAAUCGAGCCAUUUUGUGAUGCUGAAAAUCUAUAUUUGUUCUCUGAUGUCCUUUUUCUGAAGUAGCCUCAGCUGUAUUCCCUUUGCAGUUCACUAGUUAACAGAUGACUCGUCUUAAUAUAAUAAAAUGUUUGUCAUGUUUGACUUUGGGACAUCUGUGUGAUCUUGGAAUCUCCACCAUAUUCCCAUUCUGGGAGUUAAAUCAGGAACAGAUUGAGGUCUUCCAUCACCAUCAGAAGCAUUGGCUGUGGGCCUACGUCCACAUGGAGUGUUAUAAAGUGAGACGCAUGGGGGACAGUCAGGCACAUUAGCAGCAGCAAUUAAGUCACUGGUUCUCAGACUUGGCUCAGACUUAAUACUGUGCUCAGUCCCCAUGCCCACAAAUCCUGAUCUAACUGAACUGAGACGCACGUGGGCAUCAGGGACUCCUAAAUGCUCCAGA